AUGGACAUAGUGACUGAACAGCAGGUUCAAGGUGUCAUAGGAAUUUUGACCUCGAUUUUAUCUUCUGAUAAUGCUAUUAGAAAAAGAGCAGAAAAUCAAUUGCAGACGCUCAGAGUUGAACAUCCCAAUGAGUUUGUGAUUUGUAUUUUAAGAAUGUUUAGACAAAGCCAAGAUGGGAUGGUCAAAAUGCUUGGGGCUGUUAUACUGAGACAGAUGUUUUCCAAUUUAUCACCAUCAAGGAUCCAAAUUUGGAAAAGACUGACCCCUGAAUCCCAAGAAAUUUGUAAAUCAGAAUUGCUCGAAAUUAUGAAAAAAGAAAACAUGCUAGCGUUAUGCAAAAGGCUUGGAGACGUUAUAUCAGAGCUUGCAGUCGCUAUUUUCACAAGUGAUGAACAAGGGUCAUGGGACCAAUUAGUGCCUUUUCUAUUUGAAUGUGUGAUGGGAAAUAAUAAUAGAACAAUUUCGUCAGGAUUUCAUACUUUAAACGAGCUAUUUCCCUUUUUUCAUGAAGAAAUGUUGAAGCAUAAAGAAAGCUUAUUUCAGGUUUUUAGAAGGCAAAUGGAAAACAAUGAUGCUGAUGUAAAAUUGUCUUGUGUACAGGCUUGUUGCAAUAUGAUAGGGAUUAUUGAUACACCUGAUGCUAUGUAUUUUGGAGAGCUUUUAAGUCCGAUAUUUAAGGCUAUUGCGUGGAUAAUCGAAAAAAAUGAGGUUAGUGGAGAAGAAGCGCUGAUUGCACUAAGAGAUCUUACGGAAUCUGAGCCGAAGUUUUUUAAGCCACAGCUGCAGCUUGCUUAUAAUUUCGUUACAAAUAUAUGCCAGCUAAAUAUAGAAAACUCAGGACUUAAGUAUUUAGCUAUUGAGUUUUUGGUGUGUAUAGCAGAAAGGCUUUCAAUAGAAAUGGAAAAUGCCAAAGCUUUUGCAGAAGCUGUUUGUAAUAUCCCAUUUUAGUCAUUCAAAACUAGUCAUAUUUACUAUAAUAAGGUUAUAGUCCAAAUUACUAUUAAUUUGUAUAUGAUUUUUAAAGUUAUGCUUACAAUAGACUCAGAAAUUGAAGAAUCAUGAUUUGUCCCACCUGAAGGAUACCAAGAACAAGAAGACGAAGAAGGCAGCAUUGAUAUCGAUUAUGCUAAACGCGGCCGCAAACUUCUCAGCAGACUUCUUGAAGGUGUCGGGGAUACCCAAUUAAUGCCUUAUGUACUAACUCUAAUCCAGCAGUCUUUAAACAGCUCUAAUAAAGACUGGAGAAUCAGAUAUGCAGGACUAAUGACAGUUGCCGAAGUAGCCCAAUAUAUAGAUGACGACUCCAGAAUAGCGACACUUAUCCCUAUACUACAAAGUAGCGUGGGGCAGGAAUUUCACUCAAAAAUUAGAUGGGCUGCCUAUCAUUGUAUACAAAAACUAAGUGAAGACUAUGAAGAAGAGUUCCAAAGAGGCCAUCAUGCUAUUAUUGUGCCGCUUUUAUUAGAAGGGACAACUGAUUCUGUUCCAAGAGUGGCAGCAUGUGCAUGCGCCGCUUUAAACAAAUUUAUGGAAAACGCAGGACAUACUAUAGCGAACCAAUAUACGCCUCUGAUUAUCCCGAAAUUAAUUGAUAGGAUUUCUUCACAAAAUUGUUCAUUUAUUAUAGAAAUUGCCCUAUCUGCGCUUGCGUCAUUAGCUGAAGCUUGUAAAGAAGAGUUUGCGGUAUAUUAUCCACAGAUGGCGCCAUAUCUUUUUGAGAUAAUUAGAAAUUAUAAAAGUUCGAUUUAUAAAUUACUAGCUUUUUUUAUGAAAAUUUUUAUUUAUUUUAUGCUUAUUUAUCAAUAAAUUCUUUUUAAAAAAUAAAGCUCAUAAGAAGUAAGAGGAAAAGCGAUAGAAUGUUUAACCCUUAUGUGCAAUGCUGUCGGGAGAAAUGUUUUUUCUCGAAAUGCUUCUCAAGUAAUAGCUCUCUUAAAAGACAUUCAAGACCAUCAGCUUGAGGAAAACGAUCCUCUUAAAGCUUAUCUCCUCAGUGCUUGGCAAAGAAUCAGUGCUACCUUAAAAUCAGAUUUCGCUCCUUAUCUUGGUGAUGUCAUUCCUGGCCUCCUCAAAGCUGCAAAUCUCCAAGCAGAAGUUUCCAUCAGCACUGAGCCUGAACUUCAAAUUGAUAUAGAGUCCUUACUUCCCUUUCUCUGUGAGCAAAGAAAACCACUGGAAAAAUCCCUAUUUUUUGGGUAAAACCCACCCUCCAUGAGCAAACAAAAUUUUUAUGAAAAAAUAUUUUGGUAUAUAAGUCGUUUUUAAUAUAAUGAAAUCUUAGCUAAUUCUGUUAAAUUUUAAGUGUGUAGCAUUUUCAAACAUAAUUUUACAAAUUUUGAGAAUAAAUUUCGAAAAAAUAAUUAAGCGUAAAAUAUAUUUUUGUUCACUCACAGAGGGGAGUUAAUGAAGUCAGAUACCAAGAAAAAGCUCAGCGUGACUACAUCUGACAUUGAAGACAAAGAAGUCGCUUUACAAACCCUGCUCACCAUCAUUGACGUCCUCAAAGGUGCUUAUUCUCCACAUGUAGACCGUACAGCUACCAUAAUUUUACCAUUAGUUGGAUACCCAGUUAACGAAAGCAUCCGUUCAGCCGCUGCCAGCAUCUGUGCCUCCCUCAUAGUCUCCCUCAAAGAGUCAGGCCAUCCCAAUUCCCUUUCCUUUGUCGUUCCUUUAGCUAGAAGGUUUUUAAGUGCUCUUUGGAUUGCAGCAAGCCAAGAAUUCGAAAUAGAAACCUUAGUAGCCCAGCUUGAAGCUAUCAAAAUGCUUAUAGAAACCCCCAAAACUGUUUAUCUUUCUGCUGAAGAGGUCAAUAACGUGGGUGAAAGAGUAUUAAAACUAUUAGAAGAUAGCCUUCAGAGAAGAUCAAGGCACCAAUUUUUACAAGCUGAAGACAGCGACAAUGAAGAAGGCGUCGAAGAGCCAAAUAAGCAUGAAGAAGACUCCCUUCAGUCUGCAGUUUCUGAAGUACUUGGUGUACUUUUUAAAACUCAUAGAACACAGUCUUUAAAUAUCGUGGAAUUUUUAUAUGCAAAUGUAUUGAGCAAAUUUUUAGCUCCAGGGUCGACUGAUGAAGACCAUAAAUUUGCAAUUUUUGUAAUAGACGAUAUUGUAGAAUUUGUGGGGCAAGAUUUGGCUGUCAGUAAAUGGAGUGCACUAGCAGAAGCGCUGCUUAGAUAUUCUUGUGAUAAAAAUGACAGUGUAAGACAAGCAGCUGUGUAUGGCUUAGGGAUGUUAGCGACUCAUAGUAAUUCACAGGCAUUCCAAGGGAUGGCUCAGCAAAUUCUUGAUUCUUUAAAUAAAGCCAUUGCAUUGCCACUAGGCAGAUCUAAAAAAACCUAUGAGCACGCCAGAGAUAACGCUAUAUCUGCAGUAGGAAAAAUAAUCAGAUAUCAGCCUAUGUGUGUAGACCUAAACCCACUUGUACCAAGCUGGGUCGAUUUAUUGCCAUUAAAGCACGAUAAAACUGAAGCUAGGAUUAUGCAUGAUUUAUUGGUAGAUAUCGCUAUAAGUAACACACAAUUAACAGUUGGAAGCUCACAUGAGAGGCUUGGGAAAAUUAUUGUAUUGUUUGCAGAUGUAUUAGAAACAAAAUUAAUUGACCAGCAUACAGUACCUAAAGUAAAGACUUUUAUAGCGAUGCUACAGUCUUCUUAUUAUCCAGGGCUUCCAGAAAUAUGGGAAAACUUGACGGUGACGCAAAAAUCAAAAUUAACCAAAUUAAUUUCAAAUUAA
This is a messenger RNA of Blepharisma stoltei, 3729 nucleotides long. NCBI's taxonomy places the organism in Eukaryota, Ciliophora, Heterotrichea, Heterotrichida, Blepharismidae. The record is from the annotation of a GenBank genome assembly.